UUCCUCAGUUCUCCGCUCACUCCCAUUCCGGCACUCCCACGGCAGCUCGCGUGAGUGAUGGCCGCCGGAGACGAGGCUGGGAGCGACUCCGGAGGCGACGGCGCGGGGCCUGGCCAGGCCGCCCUCCAGGAGACGACUCAAGAUCUGCAAAUGUCGUUUGUCAAGAUGAUGCAGACACACAGUCCACAAUCAUGGUCAGCCCUGCCAUCAGAGCUUGCUGGUAUGGUCCUUUGUCGCCUCCCUUCCCACGUUGACCGUGUGCGCUUCGCUGCUGUAUGUCACCAUUGGCGCUUCUCCAGACAAGAGCAUAGCCUGCCCCCACCUUUACCAUGGCUUGCAUUCCCUGAUGGAACCUUCUUCGGCCUUCCCCGUGGAGACGGGGCAAAAGAGUCCUUCAAGCUCCCAAUCAGUGCCAACUAUUGUAUCACCUGCGGUGACUGGCUUGUCUUCUCACAGAACGACACAUGUUUCCUAAUGAACCCCUUCUCCAAGAUCACCUUGACGCUUCCUAAACUAUCUUCUUUCUGUCUUGUGGAUGAGCCUGUUGGAAUUAUUAAUGGUCGUGAUGUCGUGGAUGAAGAUAUGUCUGGUCCUCUGCUACAGAUGGAUACUGCGAUAUCUCUGCGCAAGGUAAUCAGGUGCUCGGGACUCCUUAUUGCUGCCAUCGUUGACAUUGGGCCUCUUUGCACUGUUGCGUACUGCCAACCGGGUUCAACCACAUGGCUGGUGAGUGGACUUGGCAGCAAAGGGUCGGUCAUAGACAUGAUGUUCUAUGAAGGUAUGUUGUAUGUCAUUGACGAGUUCAACGACCUGUUGGCAAUCAAUGUCAGACAGGACAAUGAUAAUUGCAAGUUAAGGGUUUCUCGGAUCGAGCGUCUACUCGAUGCUGCCCCCUGUGUCUUUAAUUUGAUCCAAGGUGGCAUCUCUUACUUUGAGUCGUAUCUAGUUGAAUCUCAUUUUGCACUACUGCUGGUAAAGAGAACAAUACUUGGUAUAUGUGAUAAUGACACGAUUGGUGGUAUCAAGCCAGUAGGGAUCGAAUUUGAUGUGUGUCAGUCAUACUUCUAGUCCCGAAGUUGCGUGAAGGUGAGCAGUUUUGGGGAUGACCAGGUAUUGUUUGUCAGCCAAAGUUCAUCCCGAUCUGUUGACGUGUCUCAGUACAAGCUGAAGGGGGAUUGCAUCUACUUCAUGGAUGAUGGCAGCUGUGACUGGUUCUGGAAGGAUGCGCCAAGUUCUUGUGCGGUAUAUGACAUGAGGGGUGGGGAGUGUUUCUUCAUACCACUUCCGACAGGAUCAUGCAAGGACCUCAAAACGCCAACAGCAUGGCUUUUCCCUCAAAGCUGAGAUAGAUAUUUUCCUCCAUAUGAUUCAUGAUUUAGCUGAUAGUUGAGCUAUGGACGCUAACAUUGUCAACUGGGUGCUCUCAAUCCAAUCGCCGUGAUUCGUUUGGAUGUAGCAUGUGUUUGUUUUGUCAGGUUUUGCAUGUUGCAGCUGGAAGGCUCCCCCCCUCCUCCCCUGAGCUUUAUGGUAAUGUAGUCCUGCUGGGAAGCGGAUGCUUGUGUUCUGUAAGCUAUCUGGGAGACUUCACCUUUAUUCCUAUCUAAACUGAAUUCGAUUUGACA
Triticum dicoccoides is the source of this 1622-nucleotide messenger RNA. RefSeq lists its product as uncharacterized. Gene Ontology annotation, molecular function: protein binding. Lineage: Eukaryota; Viridiplantae; Streptophyta; Magnoliopsida; Poales; Poaceae. Bases 58 to 1068 code for a protein of 336 amino acids. The transcript is spliced from 2 exons. The record is from RefSeq and is a predicted model, not a curated record.